UGCCGAAAAACCGAAGGCGAAGCGGCAAAAGAAGAUGACACAACACCAAAUGGCCACAGAAAUGAGUCAGAUGACUGCAAAAAAUAUAAAAUUCCUUUUCGUAUACAAUGGAAAGAAAAAUAUCCAUGGUUAGAACGAGACGAGUCCCCUCAAGGAAAAAAGUGCGUAAUAUGCAGUUCACCGAUUGUUGGAAGACUAUAUCACAUCCAGCGCCAUGCAAUUUCCGAGAGCCAUAAAAAAGCAGAGAAGCUGGCCCAAAACACUCCAAAGUUAAAUGAAUUUAUUGCAUCUAAGCGAUCGUUCGACACUACAACCAAAGCAGCAAAAUGCCUGGAGGUAAGACUCAGCUGUUUUGUAGCUGAGCAUAACUUACCAUUCGCGAUGAUGGAUCACUUAAAUCUGCUUUUAAAAAAUACCAUCACGGAUUCGAAAAUCAUUAAAAAAUGGCAGUUAAUAGACUUAAGACUCAAAAAAUUACGCCUUUGCAGUAAUCAAUACUACUCUGUCAUCGUUGAUGAGAGCACGGAUAUAUCAGUAUCAAAAAACCUGGCGGUCGUUAUAAGAUUGUUUGACAAAAAAUGCAUUGAUCGAUUUUUAGAUCUAGUACCCCUAGAGAACAGCAAGAACAGCAGUGCUGAGACCAUUUGCAAUGCCAUAUUGCAAAUCCUUAAAACGAACUCCAUUCCUUCUGAGAAUAUGCUGGCAUUCGCGGCAGAUAAUUGCUCUGUAAUGAUGGGUUCUAUUAGUGGCGUGCAGGCUAGAUUAAAGAAAGUUAUACCAAAUUUGUACGUAAACGGAUGUGUGUGCCACAUAUUGAAUUUAGCGUCUUUUGCCGCCGACGAAACGUUUCCAAAAGAAAUUGAUUUAUUUUUGAAAAAUAUUAACUACCCUUUUUUGUAAUAGUUCUCUUAGAAGAUCUGACUUCCAAAAAUUUCAGGAAUAUUUUGGAACAGAAAUGCAUGUUAUCCUGAAAUUUUACACAACGAGAUGGCUUUGUAGGCAAGCUGUUGUUGAUCGCAUAUUAGAGCAAUGGGAUCCUCUCAAAUACUAUUUUACUUUAUCGAAUUUUGAAAACAAUCAACGUAACGAAAAUGUUUUAAAAAUUAAUGAAAUAUUUUGCACGCCUUUAUAUAAAGUUUAUUACAUAUUUUUAUCUUAUGUACUAAAAAUUAUAAACUGCGUGAAUUUAGAAAUGCAAUCUGAAGAAGCACGCAUACAUGUUUACAUACCCAAACUGAAAUCUUUAAUUUAUCAAAUAGGUAGAAACUUUUUGAAAAAAACGUACUUGGACGUCACUGAAAUAUCGAAAUUAAACUUUAGUGAAGUAAACUGUCUUUCUUUAGACUCAGUUUUUUGCGGCGUUAACGUAGAACUGUUUUUAGAACAAAACAUUUUCGAAGAGAGCGAGAUCAGAGUUUUUAAAAACUAUGCGAAGAACUAUUACAUACAAUUUUGCGCUACAUUAAAAAGUAAAAUUAAUUUUGACGAUGUGGUAUUGUCUUGGGCUGCAAAGUUUGCACCAGCUGAAAUUUUGAGUGGGGAAACAAAUAGCAUCGUACCCCUUUUAAUGCAUCUUUUUCCAAAAAUUGAGGUCAGCAAGCUUGAGAAAAUCAAUACUGAAUAUAGAGCUCUUGCGGAGCACGAAAACUUAAAAAAAUUUAAGAAUUUUAAUAUACGCGAGUUUUGGGAACAAAUUAAAUUAAUUAAAAACGAACUCAACGAUCCGAUGUUUUCAAACAUUUUUAAAAUAGCUCAAGGCAUAUUGUCUAUUCCACAUUCCUCCGCAAAUGUUGAACGUGUGUUUUCUGUUCAGAAUCUAAUAAAAACUAAAUGUAGGAAUAGAUUACAAGUAAAAACCCUCGGUUCUUUAAUAAAAGCAAAAUAUUAUAUCAAAUCUUCUCAAAGUUUUUGUCAUGAUGUAAUGAUACAUACAGAGUCUUUAAACCAAAAUGUGACUUACGAUCUCACAG
Messenger RNA from Rhagoletis pomonella (apple maggot), 1970 nucleotides. RefSeq lists its product as uncharacterized. The annotation marks the transcript as partial. The record is from RefSeq and is a predicted model, not a curated record. The transcript has 4 exons. Lineage: Eukaryota; Metazoa; Arthropoda; Insecta; Diptera; Tephritidae.